This is a messenger RNA of Oryza brachyantha (malo sina), 408 nucleotides long. RefSeq lists its product as uncharacterized. The transcript has 3 exons. The record is from RefSeq and is a predicted model, not a curated record. NCBI's taxonomy places the organism in Eukaryota, Viridiplantae, Streptophyta, Magnoliopsida, Poales, Poaceae. The coding region runs from base 1 to 408 and encodes 135 amino acids.
AUGGGGAUCAGAAAGGAGGGGGAGCAGCAGCAGCAGCAGCAGCAGCGGGCGACGGUGCCGGCGUUCGGCGAGUGGGACGACAUGAAGGCCGCCGGCGUGCUGCCGGACUACUCGCUCGACUUCUCCAAGAUCCGCGCCGUCCGGAUGCAGCAGCGCAAGGAGGGGCCCCUCACCUGGUCCAGCAACGCCGCCGGCGACGGCUGCGGCGGAGGCGCCGCGGGAGAGGUCGAGACAGCAGGGCGGCGCUCCUCGUCAGCUGCCGACGGCGACCGCGAUCGCCGCCGGCGGCACCACCGCCGUCGCAACAGCGACGGCGCCGACCUCCGCCGGCCGCUCCGAGCCGAUCGUGCAGCUCCCAAGGAGAGGAGCAAUCUGUUAAAGGGCCUGUUCUGUUGCAUUGCUGGGUGA